AGCUUGGUUAAGAUGAACGUUACGUUGAGUCAUUCCGUUUUAAAAAAUUAAAAUAGAUAUUAUUUCGUUUCUAUAGGAACAAGACAUACCAAAAAGCUCUUAAAAACCAAACCCAAACCAAAAUCUCAGAAACCCUCUCAGUCUCAGCUCAGCUCUGUUGUUUUGGUUCAAGGAAGAAUGGGAGAUCACAUAGUCUUGAGAGUUGAUCGCCUCAUAACAGCUCAAAGUUUGGAGUCAAUACAAGGUAUUGAUUGUCCAGGUUCUUCUCUGAGGAACACUUGUUCACAAAAAACUUCUGAGGUGCCUACUUGUAUUGUCAAUGUUGAUGGAGCGGAGAAGCAUGUCGGUCACGAGGAAGAUGAAGAAGAACCACUGAUUCAGACUGCAGAAUGUCGCAUUUGUCAAGAAGAGGAUACCCUUACAAAUUUAGAGGUCCCUUGUGCUUGCAGCGGUAGCUUAAAGUUUGCUCAUAGGAAAUGUGUCCAGCGAUGGUGCAAUGAGAAAGGAGAUAAUACUUGUGAAAUAUGUAUUCAGCCUUAUCAACCUGGUUAUACAGUGCCAACACCUCCCUCUGAAGAUCGUGUGAUUGACAUGAGUGAGGGUUGGACAAUCUCUGGUGCUCAUUUGGAUCUGCAUGAUCGUCGACUAUUAGCAGUGGCAGCUGCAGAACGUCAUUUUCUGGAGGAUGAAUAUGAUGAGGAUCCAGAUAAUAAUUCUGGGGGAGCAGCGCUUUGCCGCUCUACUGCUUUAAUUUUGAUUGCUCUUCUAAUCUUGAGGCAUGCUUUAGGUCUUCCUGUAUCUGACGCAGAGCAUGGUGCUUCCACCUUUUUCACUGUUUUAUUCCUAAGAGCUUGCAGUUUCCUUUUCCCAUGCUACAUGGUGGCCUGGGCCAUCACUAUAUUGCAGCGUCGGCGUCAAAGACGGGAGGCAGAACUGGCUGCAGCAGAAGUUGCAUUUAUGCUACAGGCAGGACAACAAAGGGCGUUGCAUUUCACAAUAGCUCCAGGCCCUGCCGUGACUCCUACACAAGAGCCAAUAGUAGUACAAUAACAAUGUUUUUGGACGAACAUCACUUGGAAAAUUCAAGUGUUCUAUCUUAUAAUGCUCUACAACAUUUACAGGAAGGAAAUAGAUGAGAAGGUUUGUUGUUUCUUCGGUUUAUCAAAUUAUACAAACUUACAGGCGAUAUAUUGUUUUUCCCUCUGUACCUAACCUUUCACAUUGUAAGCUGAUGAAAAUUGCAAACAAUGCAAGAAGUGUCUCUUUGUUCAUCAUUUUGAUGAUAAUACCUGUCUUCUAUGGAUUUAUAUAUACAUAAAUAAAUAUAAAUUUUUCUUUUCA
Molecule: messenger RNA, 1341 nt
Organism: Humulus lupulus (European hop)
Lineage: Eukaryota; Viridiplantae; Streptophyta; Magnoliopsida; Rosales; Cannabaceae
Exons: 8
Coding region: 178-1050 (290 amino acids)
Biological process (GO): protein ubiquitination
Cellular component (GO): membrane
Molecular function (GO): ubiquitin-protein transferase activity; zinc ion binding
Source: RefSeq, a predicted model, not a curated record